AUGUCGACUCAUGAGAUGCAUUCUCCGGAAUGCGUCACGAAGGCGUCCGUCUUGGUUGAGAGUGCUAUUCAUUAUCGGUCUAUUCAACAUCGUUUGGACAAAAAUCGCAUUAAAAUCUAUCGUAUUUACUACUCCAAGCCAGUUAUCAUUUCCUCAUAUAUAUGUAAAGCAAUAUUCUUCUUAUUGCCAUUAUUUGAAUCUCCCUCAUCCUUGACAAAGUCAUCCGAUGUAAGACUUAAUUUACAAAGACCUGUUGUCCCAUGCGGAAUUUUGGAAAGCAUAGAUUUCUUGUGCUUGUGCUUCUUCCUUGUCCGCUCAUUAAUGCUUGCUUACUUAUUUUGGAAAGAGGAAUUCCGUCGAAAUUACUGGCUCAUUGGUCAAUUUGUCGUAAUAUUUAUAUCAAUUAACGACGUGUUGGUUUCAAUGGCUUUAGGUUGUUCCGAGUUUAUUCGAAUUCGAAGAUUCUUUCGUCCUUAUUUUCUUAUCGCUGAUAGCCAAAUGCUCAAAAAGACAAUCAAGUGUUUGCUCAUCACUAUACCAGAACUAUUUACCUAUUUAUUGCUUCUAUUGUUGUGGAUACUUUUCUCCACUUUGAUCGCCAUUUGUAUGUUCUCUGGACGCAAGCAAACGUUUUCCUCGCCCCACAAUCUAUUUGCCAAGUCAGAAGGCGUUGGAAUUAAGUGGUUUUAUGAAACAUUUUUCAACAUCAUUGUCCUUCUCACCACGGCCAAUCAUCCUGACCUUUUGCUGCCGAAUUACAAUGAGAAUCGAGGCGCUGCUUUAUUUGAUGUGGUUUUCAUAGCCGUUGGCACCUACUUCUUCAUGUACAUAUUUACGGCCAUCAUGUUCAACCAAUUUCGUGGCUAUCUCUCCUCGUCCAUCCAAAAGCGCAUGUUCAGACGUCGUCUUGCGGUUUUUGCUGCCUUCCAGCUUCUCAAAUCUCAGGACCCAUUCUUUCUCUUGAUUUUGGACUUGACCACGCCUUCCCUAUUUAUUUGUACCACCCUUCGUAGAGAACCAGUUGUGGAGUCUGACAAAAUACGACAAGUCUUGGAGGAAACAUCCUUGUCUGGCUGGAAGAAAGAGAUCUUUUUAUUGAAAUUGGAAAAGGAAUUUUCAAACAUAUCUCUGAAAUUGGGAGAAUUUAUGGACCUAUUCCGCCUUCUCGAGCUUUCCUCUCAACCAAAAGCUCUUCGGCACACUCGACAGUUCUAUAAUCCCGUGGCUUCUCGAAUUCAGACCUUCUUCUUGUCUGACGAGUUUAGAUGGAUUGAACUUAGUAUCUCUCUUGCUAAUGUCACCUGUAUCAUUGUUCAACUUGUUGCAUUUGAGGAGGAAGAUAAACCCAGCUUCAGAUUUUUGAUUAUCAAUACAGUCUUUGCAUUGAUCUACAUGGCUGAAAUCGUACUUCGAAUAUGGUUCUAUGGAUGUCGAGACGCCUUGAAACGUCUCUCGCUCUUUGACACCGUUCUCUCCUCUUUAAAUUUAACUCUUCGAUUGGUUGAAUUGGCUCUCAUCUUAUGUGGACUGAAAUCCAUACCUUACCUGCAAUGGUCUCCAUACAACAUUGGCCAAGUGGCAAAUGUGUGCGUAAUUCUGCGCACUGUGCGUUUUUUACAGAAUUCUAAACUAAUGAAAGCGAUUCUGCUGAAAAUGCCACAGCACUUGGCUCCUGUGCUGGGGAUUCUUGCCUGCCUCUACUACGUCUAUGCUCUUAUUGGACUCACUGUGUUCCAUGGAGCUAUUGAACCACCAAGCGACAACGCCAAUGCCACCUAUCUCUGUGGAAGCUACCAAGAACUGAGCUAUUGGUCUAUCAACUUCGACGAUUUCGCUGCAAGCCUCUUCACUCUGUGGAGCUUGAUGGUUAUCAACAAUUGGCAUGUCAUUGUGCGCGCUUUCACGGAAAAAAGGGGCAGAGCGGUGCACUUCUAUAUGCUCAGUUGGUGGCUCAUUGCUGUCGUGAUUAUGGCCACACUUAUUACAGCUAUGAUUAUUGAGAGCUUCCUCUUUGCACGCCAACAGUGCCUUGACGAAUCGGGUAAUAAAAAUUACCGCCCGAAUUCUUGUGGUCUCAUUUCAGCGUGUCGACUACGUCGCCGAGAUAACAAUGACAAUCACGACACAGAGCCAUUAGUUGACAAUGAUAUUGGAGAAGAGCUUAAUCAAGUUAAUCAAUCGAAUAUACAUCAGGAAUCCGAAACAGGUGUUCAAAUAAUCACAGGUGAUCAGAAUCAGAACCUCUCAUCACUCUCACCAUCUUCUCACCACUCAUCUGUGACCUUCAGUUUGGCGCAGAUUCUGGGUGGAAGUUUUACUGAACCCACCAACGAGGACCUUGAACGUCAUCUUUCACGUCAUUGCGAGAUAGUGACUCGUAGAGGAUCGGAAUCUCAAGUACUAUUGGUGGAAAUGAAUCGACCAGAUGCAUUCAAUGCUCUGUCUCCUAAUAUGGUGAAAGAAUUGGCAGAAGCGGUGGAAUACUUUGAGGAGGAUUCAUCUAUUCGAUGUCUCGUUCUUACUGGUAGUACUAAAUCCUUCUCGGUGGGAGCUGAUAUACAACGCUUAGAAGAACUACGAAAAGCAGAAGUAAUGCAACAGUGGGGAGCAAUAUCUUCCACCACGAAGCCUACAAUUGCAGCUGUAAACGGAGCAGCAUUGGGUGGCGGUGCUGAACUUGCCCUUGCCUGUGACGUGGUCUAUGCAGGAGAGCGAGCUCGUUUCGGGUUUCCAGAAAUCGACCUUGGAAUCUUGCCUGGGGCAGGUGGAACUCAACGUCUAGUUCGUGCCGCCGGAAAGUCACGAGCAAUGGAAAUGAUCCUUUCUGGAAAGGCUAUAUCAGCAAAAGAGGCAUUGACUUGCGGAUUGGUGAGUAAAGUUCAUCCUGUGGAUGAAGUAGUAAAUGCUUCAGUUGAUUUAGCAGAACGAAUUUCCUCGCAUUCGCUCGUUGCUCUAAGAGCGUCCAAAAAGGCGAUUAAUGCAGCUUUUCAGAUGUCUCUUAAUGAAGGCCUCCACUUAGAACGGGAGUUGUUUCUCAAGGCUUUGUCAUCUAGCGAUGGUCAAGAGGGAAUACAGGCCCACUUGGAAAAGAGGCCACCUAAAUUAGGUGUUUCAACUGCUCUGUCUGGUCACACCUUAUACCUUUUCGGCGGUCGUACCGAAGACGGUACCGCUAUGAAUGAUCUCUCUACAUUUGAUCUUCUCACAAUGGAAUGGAAUCGUCUUAUUCCCUCUGGUAACCGCCCCUUACCCCGUUCGGAUGCAAUAAUGGGGUUUGUUGGAGAGGAACUCUUUCUAUUCGGCGGAAUAAGAUGUAUAAUGGACCAGCCCAUGUCUGUACAGUUCUUUAUGAUUGAGUCUAGUAGCCUCAGUGAUCUAUUCAGCUAUCGCCAGUCGACUAAUAGUUGGAACCAACUGCUCAAGGCAACAGAGACACCACGACUUUCUAAAUACUACAGCGGAGCAUUUUUACAGGCAGUUGACUCAGACCCGGAUACCUUUCCACCUUUAUUGGUUAUAUUCGAAAACACUGGCAUGAUUUAUCGCACCCAUGCAAUCGAACUCAGGGGAAUGUAUCAUUGGAAUCGGCUUUCAGGGUGUCCUCAAAACCCAUCAUACAAUUCUACACAAGCAAUGGGUAUUGACACUCCCUUGAAUAUUCUUCCUGAACGACCUCCAAUGUGCGCCCUUUCAGAAACAGACGUUUUAAUGGUGACACAUUUUGCAAUAAACGAAUUGCCUACCUUCUGGAUUCUUAGCAGAAUUGGACGAACGCCGCAGUCAGGUAAGCAUAACUCUUAA
This is a messenger RNA of Rodentolepis nana, 3801 nucleotides long. The record is from the annotation of a GenBank genome assembly. Lineage: Eukaryota; Metazoa; Platyhelminthes; Cestoda; Cyclophyllidea; Hymenolepididae.